Molecule: messenger RNA, 3407 nt
Organism: Xiphias gladius (swordfish)
Lineage: Eukaryota; Metazoa; Chordata; Actinopteri; Istiophoriformes; Xiphiidae
Product: glucagon-like peptide 2 receptor
Exons: 13
Coding region: 482-2080 (532 amino acids)
Biological process (GO): cell surface receptor signaling pathway; adenylate cyclase-modulating G protein-coupled receptor signaling pathway
Cellular component (GO): plasma membrane
Molecular function (GO): glucagon receptor activity; peptide hormone binding
Source: RefSeq, a predicted model, not a curated record
UCCUUCACAGCCUGAAAGGUCUUAAUGGAGAGGAAGACUGGUACUGCAAAUGAGGACUUCAUCAACUGGGAUAACCCUUGAAGUGAAAUCUGUCGUUAGGAGCUAACUUUUUUGACAAGUCAAAGAUCAGUUAAAUGAAAAGAACCAUAAAGCAGCUUGGAAUCUUGGAAGAUUGUCGGGAACAAUCAGGAGGUUUUCAAGGAAAAUUGGGGAAAUCGAAGGAUCCCAACUACGGCAAGCAUCACACAUCGGAGAAGGUCACUUUGUGUUUUAGUAAAUUCCUAGUUAACUUUUCCGGAGCUGCCUGAAAGGCAGCUUUUAGUUCAAGUCCACCAUACCUGGCAUGGUGAGGCAAGGAGAGCCGUCCUAAGUGGAAGUAAGGAGCCAAAGAGGGGAUGAAUGUAAGGCCUGGUGAGUCCAGGGUUGAGGUCUGAGGGGGAAAACCAGCUGAGAAUUGCUUUCAAUGUAAACACAUAGCACCAUGCAAACCCUGCUGCCAGCCUGGCACAAGAGGACCUGGACCACACUCCUGCUUUUACUCCUCCUCGUUUUCUUCAGCCACCAGGUGACAGGCUCGGUGCUUGAAAGUCUGAUAGCUAAACGGACUGAAUACCGGGAGAGCUGCAACAGAACUCUGGCAACAGCUACACUCGCAAAAACUGGCAACUACUGUAAAGGAACAUUUGACGCGUUUGUGUGCUGGCCACAUUCAUCUCCUGGGAAUGUGUCGGUCCCCUGUCCUUCUUAUUUACCAUGGCUCAGUGAGGAUGGCCUCAGAAGGGCACACCGAGAAUGCUUAGAAAAUGGGAGAUGGCGACGGAAGGAGAAUUCCACUGAGCCCUGGAGAGAUGACUCAGAAUGUCAGGAGGACCAGUACUUUAAAGACAAAGAGGACGAAGUGCUUCGCCAGACAGCCCUCAGGCUCAUCUCUGUCAUCGGCUAUUCCCUGUCCCUGACCUCCCUCACACUGGCCACUCUCCUGAUGGCCAUGCUGAGGAAGCUCCACUGUACCAGGAACUACAUCCACAUGAAUCUGUUUGUGUCAUUCAUCCUAAGAGCCACGGCAGUCAUUUCUAAGGAAAUCAUAUUAUACAUCAUGUAUUCCAAACUACCCAAGGACGACCCUGGAUGGAACUCCUACUCAAGCUCUGUGAUAACGUUGAUGUGCAAAUUCUCCAAAGUGUGCAUGGAAUACUUUGUGGCCUGUAACUACUUCUGGCUCUUGGUGGAGGCCAUUUUCCUCCACACACUGCUCUUCACUGCUGUGCUGACUAAAAGACGACUGCUGAAGAAAUACAUGCUGCUUGGAUGGGGAACUCCCGUCUUGUUUGUGACACCAUGGACAGUGCUCAAGAUUUUAUAUGAAAACACAGGAUGUUGGUCAAUCGUGAACAGAUGGUUCUGGUGGAUAAUAAGGGGCCCGAUUACUUUAUCAGUGCUUGUCAUUUUCUUCAUAUUCAUCAAGAUCCUGAUGCUGCUGCUGUCCAAGCUGAAAGCAGAUCAGGUGAAAUUUACAGACUACAGAUGCAGCUUGGCCAAAGCAACACUGGUCCUGAUUCCUCUACUCGGAAUCCAUGAAGUGGUCUUUACCUUGCUAGUAGAUGAAUGUGUGGAGGGCAGCAUUCGGUACGCCAAGAACUUUAUCAACCUCACCCUCAGCUCCAUCCAGGGGUUCUUAGUUGCUGUGCUGUACUGUUUUGCUAAUGGAGAGGUCCAAGCUGAACUGAAGAAGCGCUGGCAGCUUUUCCUGUUCACUAACCGCUUCCAGGUCAGGGGCUGUUUUCGGGGUUUGGCCCUCAAACACCUGUGGAAGUAUACUCUAGGUCACCACCCCCAGGGCUCUCGGCAAAGUGACUCCUAUGACGAGGGGGGCACUUCCAUAACUCAACCGCACCUGCUGCAGGUGGCUGUACAUGGAGGAAGUGGAGUUCUUGGAGUAGGAAAGGUUAAAGGUCAGGGGCUGAAGGGCUUUGAUGUGGCAGGGCUGGAUUUUCUCACCAGGAAGAGCCUGUCUAGUAGUGAUGGAGAAAUGACGCUCGGGGAGACGAUGGAGGAGAUUUUGGAGGAGAGCGAGUUCUGAUUCCAGUUAGCCUCCUGGUACUUUAUCACCUAACAUGGACAUGUGCGUACCAGCACACACAUUGUGGGAGCCUGAAAUAGUAAUUAAGAAACACAUUCUUCCAAAGGUGGAUUACCAACCGGACAGAGAUGGCCACUAGGUGUGUAUUCCCAAAUGAAGCUGCCUCAAACUACCUUACACACAGACAACGUAAAGAGCUGCUCACACCAGAAAGCCAAGUUCAUCCAAACAUUCUGGUGAAACAGGCAGCAAUAAAGUCUUGGUGAUGUGGUGACUGCAGGGCUAGUUGGUGAACUACUGUAGCUGGCAAGCUAAGGGUUAACAUGCUAGCAAACUGUUUACUCCCCCUUGGCAUUUUGUUUUCACAACGGUACGUCAUAUAGAUCAAGAGUAAUCUCUGAGGAGGUUAGCUAGCUAACUGUGAAGCAACUGAGUAUGGAUAGUGUAAAUAAAAGUGGAUGGUGCAGAACAGCUAAUAGCUAUGAAAGCUUCCUCCAUUUUGGAUUUUUCGGUUCACUCAUGGGCCAGAGGGCAGUACAUUCAGGUUUGCUAUCAGUCAAUCACUAAGUUCACUAAAGCUAAAUUUGACGCAACAUAUUAGUGCAGAUUUCCUACACUGGUAGUCUAGGGAACUUAGUUGAUUUUGCAGGCAAAUUUCUGAAUUUACUGGAAUGUAUUUUACAACUGAUUGUACAUAUGAAAUGCAUUUCAUCAGAAACCAGACUGAUUAUUGAGAUGAAGGAAUAAAAUGUUUAGCACAGAUUCAAAGAAUCAGACUUAAAAAUGUUAAGUUAAGGCAUUUUCCACUAUAAAUGAUUUAAUCAUUUCUUUUUGGGGCUAUCCAGGCCAAUGCUCUACAGAAGCUUUAUUCAGAGCUUAUAAACAGGUAUCUUUGAGUGCUCUACAGUUACAGAAUUAACAUACAAUACAUUCUUAUAGCAGACAUAUAAUGCUCACAUUCAGUAUUUGAACAUACACAGUGAACCUCAUACUAUACAGAUUCAACUGCAGUGUUAAGCAUUUUUCAUAGAUUUGUGUUUUAUUUACCAUAUGAAAUAUGAAAUAUAAAAUAUAUCAUCUUCCUAUUCAGGCCAGUUAUAAAUAUCCAUAUGACACAACAUCUGGAUUGAAAUGUGCAUGUAAAUACAAUGUAUUUGUUGUCUGAAUGUGAAUAAUAAUAAUGUGCAGCAAGGUUUACAGGCUUUACAUGUUUUCUAUUCUUGUGAAGCUUUAAAUGUAUCAAAAGCAUUGUUGUACAGUUAGAACUAUCACAUGAUUUAUACAUGUAGUGUCACAACAAUGUAUGUGCACAAAUAAAACAGCAGUC